Molecule: messenger RNA, 516 nt
Organism: Trichomonas vaginalis G3
Lineage: Eukaryota; Parabasalia; Trichomonadida; Trichomonadidae
Product: RNA polymerase II transcription regulator recruiting protein
Exons: 1
Coding region: 1-516 (171 amino acids)
Biological process (GO): regulation of DNA-templated transcription
Cellular component (GO): nucleus
Molecular function (GO): DNA-binding transcription factor activity, RNA polymerase II-specific; RNA polymerase II cis-regulatory region sequence-specific DNA binding
Source: RefSeq, a predicted model, not a curated record
AUGAUUUCCAAAUCUAGUAUUGCUAUGUCCGACAAACCAACUCAGUACAGAACCCUAUUCACAGAGGAAGAAGAUCGCCUUCUCAGGAAGUUAGUAGAACAAUAUGGUGAAAACCAAUGGGAGUAUCUUAGUAGACAGCUUGGAACAAGAUCAUCCCGUCAAUGCAGAGAAAGAUGGACAAACUACCUUAGUCCCAGACUUUCACAGGGCCCAUGGUCAAGAGAAGAAGAUAAACUUUUGUUCAAUAAAGUUAAAAAAUAUGGUAAGAAGUGGGAAUUAUUAGUUAGAUUCUUCCCAACAAGAUCGCGCAAUAACAUUAAGAAUAGAUAUAACACAGUAGUUAGAAAAGGACUUGGUCUUGGUUUAGAAGUGACAACUGUUGAAGGAUUUAUCUUAUCUGCAGAACGUGUAGAAUCAAGAAAUAGACCUGCCACAAGUUCUAAAAAGGAUAUCAAUCUUAACAUCCCUCAACCUAAUCCUAUUGAAAAGUAUUCCAUCCAAAACUUCCUUAUCUAA